CGAGUGCCUCUGUUCGCUUGCAAGACGGGUAGGAAUAUUAGUUAUUCUGCCGACCUCACCCUCGUGCCGGAAUUGUGAUAACCAAACGUCCUUGGCACCAACCAGCAGCCACUGGCAGGAGAUGGCGGCCUUCCCGCCAAGUGUAUGUUUCCGCUUGAAGUUGUUGCGUGUCCUGGAGGCAGCCGGCCAGCAGGUGUUGACAUAUACCCUCCGGUGCGGGACACCCGGCAAGAAUCCUAAAGACACUUUCAUCGAGUACCUUGACAAGCUUCCUGGCACCUCGACGGCCAAAUACAAGAACACUAAGCAUAAAGGAAAGUGUUUUGAUAAGACUCAGAAGGAUUUGAUCAGGAAUGAUGCUUCAUGUAGCAAAUUUGAUAUUAGCUUGCUCUGGAAAGCGAUCACAGAGGGAUGUGAAGGAUGGGAUGAUCCUGCUAACCACCAGGCUCAGUCUCUGAUCAAGAAGAUAAAGGACACAAGAAAUGAAGUGGUGCAUGGAGCACAGAAAGACAUGGAUGAAACAGAAUUCCUAAAAAAAAUUGAUGAGCUUCAAGAUGACUUCAUUAAAACUUUAGAAGCCACGAAGGUGAAGUAUAACACUGAUGGGGUCGAAUGUGACAGGAAGAAGAACGAAAUUAAAAAAAUAGUCAACGACAUCAGGGACGAAAAGCUUAGCGAGGAUGAAAUACUGAGACGAUCAGUGGGUGAUCUACUACCACAUUUCCGGAAGGAGGCUGAUGAAGAACUCAAACAAAAACUUAGCAGUGCCAAGCUCCUUGACCCACUUUACUUUCUCAGCGGCCAAGAAAAUCACUGGGUUGAAGUUCAGGAUAUAUUUUCAGAUAUUGUAAUUCAAGAAGAAAAAAAUGAAAAGAAGAAUAUCGAUCAUUUGAAGCUACUAACUCUCUCCCAGGGUAGAAGUACACCAUCAUCGCCACAUAUCAUACUAGUAGAGGGAGAUGCCGGCAGUGGAAAAACCACCCUCCUUACAUAUAUUCUUUCUGAGUACUUAAAGGAGAAGAGUGGUCGCCGCAUGGAGGGGCUGGACUAUUACCACCUUAUCUUAUGGGUCGUAUGUCGAACAGAGAGCAGUCCCACCUUUGAGGGUUUGUUGAUGAGGCUCCUGGCAGAAACCCACUCCAGGUAUGGCAGCCUAGUAAUGCCUUUAUUGAAGCGCACCAGCGUCCUUAUCAUCAUCGAUGCACUCGAUGAGAUGAACGAUGCCUCACACCUCCUCGUCAGAGAUAUCCUGAACCAAUGUGAAUACUGUCCCGAAUUCACUUUACUUGCAACAUCCCGUCCAGAAGCCAUACAAACUAUGAAGGCAAAUACGCCCAAAACCUACAAACUUUCCCACCUCAAGCUUGAGGGCAUUUCUGUUGAUAAGAGGACGGAGUUAGCAGUACGACACUACCGCUGGCUGUGUGUCAAUAUCCCUGGAGACGAGCCCCUUCUGAGGCAGGUGAUGGAAGAGGUAGCCUGGAGGCAGAUCUUUCGACUGCCUCUUAAUAUUCUCUUCUUUGUUACUUUUUUCUAUAUCGAGCCUCAAAAACUGACGACCACCAUAACCCAGACCAAGCUGUAUCAGAAGAUCCUGGACUGGUGUGUGGAGAAGUUGCGGCACAGACUGGCUGGUAGUCCAAAAGUACCCAAAGAACCUCUCCUCGGGAUAAGAAUUAAACAUUUUUUGUUGAAGUGCUAUAAAAUUGCCUUGAAUGGGAUCAUUCACAGCAAAAUAUAUCUCAGUGAUGAUGAUAUAAUACAACUGACAGAUUUCUGUGAGGCAAAGGACCUGCCAGUGCAGGACACAUUAGCGGCCUUCUACUCUCUGCGGCAAGCAGAGGUGGGUGGGGUGAGGACAGCACAGUACCACGCUCCACACAAAGGCCUGCAAGAUUUUUUCGCAGCCUGGCACAUUCAUGAACGCCUCAACAACAACUACAAAGCGGGAGACAUCCGCCACCUACUUGACUCCACAGCAGGACAAAACUUACAGCUUUUUACUCUAAAUAACACGUUGUCUCAUCUACUUGGAUUGUUGAGCUAUCACGGUAAUCCCAAUGUCACGGCGGUAGAGGAAACCGUGGACUUGUUACAGGAGUCUGGAAUGAGAACGGAAAUCUGGAUGUAUGUGUUGGCGGACACUGAGGUCAAUAUCAACGCCAUUCGAAGAGUAGCACACCAUAUAAACAGUGAUCAUAAUAAAGGUCUGUUUGUAGAUGACAGUACACUGCACAUCGCUACUGCUCUUUUGCCUCACAUCCAUCGUAAGAAUGUCUUCAUAACGCUGAAGAGGGAUCAAAGUGGGAUAGAAACCUUGUCCUCAGGCCUUAGUCACAAUGUCUUAAUCAACUUAACGUUGAAGCACCACUUUCAACAUCCUCGCCCAGACACUUCCUCCUUUCCCCUGCUGCAAAAACUUCCCAGAAAUGACCUGAACUACUUCAUGGGCCACCUGGACGCUGAUCACUUGACGCUACUCCCAAAAGGCCUCUGGGCUCUAGCCUUGGUGGUGGCGGGAGAUGGCCACGCGCAGAGCCUGCUGCCGGCCCUGGAACAUAUCCGCGUUCUUCUCCCUAACUUACGUCUUUUGGAUCUCCACGUCCCCGUGUCUGCAGUGAGCACUGAUUCUCUUACUGCGCUCCCAUAUGAUGUGCAUGAUGUAAACCUUCGUUUGUCCGGCGUGGACAACGAGAAGAUGAAGGCAGCCGUGGAUGUCGCCAGAGCUCUUCAUCCCAGGCAGGGAAGUCACCGCCGAGUGGCUUAAAACUACCCACAUGCUGUCCUGAAGACCACCCAUCAACCCGGACUCUAGAGGAAGCCGUCCAAGCGAAUCAAGAACGAGUUCCGGGGGGCAGCAUGAGCCAAUGCAAGAUGGCGCCACUAUAAACACUCGCCUGCGCCAGAACGGGCUGGGCCGACCAUCAGGCCCCACCUGGAAGAAGCCUUGGGCCGACCAUCAGGCCCCACCGGGAAGAUGCCUACCGGCGCAAUAGGCAACAACGUAAAAAACAAAAAAAAACACACACACACACUUCAAGCGGAAUGUAUUUCUGUAUAAUAUGUUUGUGUUCCUAAUUUCAUGAUCCUUUAAUAAAUAUUAGUGUCUUUUACACACACACACACACACACACACACACACACACACACACACACACAUGAAGACACAAAGGCGGUGGCUGGGUGUUUAGCGUGCUAGCCCCGAAUCUUAGAGGACGCGGGUUCGAUUCCAGCCCGCCGCCACAGCUAGGGGUUUUCAGUCACCGCCGAGUGGCCUAAGGCCACAUAUCAACCCGGAAUCUGACAUAAGUUUGUAAGACUUACUUACCACGUUAUGGAAAUUCACUCCCACCAGUGUAAAAUAAUGGGUUUUUGUGAUGGCCAUAAAUUCUCUGAAAAGUUUUUCACUUGUUACAUAUAUAUCUGUUACAUCGUCUGUAGAAUAAACUAAUCAUCCUUUUUUUUUCACAGAAAAGGAGACAGUUCAAGGGCGUGAAAAUAAUUGUAAACAAUAAUGAAAAAAUAAGCCCGCUACUUACUGCUCGUGCCCACGACCUUGACUCUUCUGAAUUGUCCACCAUCUGGCUAAGACUUCAUUGUCAUUCUAUUACUAAUUACAUCUGUGCUGUUUAUCUCCCACCUAACUCUACUAUGUUAAAUUCUUUGACUAUUUGAACUCUAAAGUGGAGCACAUCUUGACGCACUCUCCCUUCGCUGAAAUCUCCAUCUUGGGAGAUCUCAAUGUUCACCACCAGCAUUGGCUUUCGUCAUCUUUCACUGACCAGCCUGGUGAACAAGCCUACAACUUUGCUCUCCUCAACGACCUAGAGCAGUUGGUUCAGCGCCCUACACUUAUUCCCGAUCGUCUUGGAGACAGGCCCAACAUUCUAGACCUCUUCCUUACCUCUAAUCCUUUUGCUUACUCUGUCAAACUGUUCUCUCCGUUGAGCUCCUCCGAUCAUAACCUUAUUUCUGUAUCCUGUCCUAUCGCUCCAGUUCAUCCUCUGGACCCACCGAAGAGGCGAUGCCCCUGGCAUUUUGCUUCAGCUCGGUGGGACGCCCUGAGGAUGUACUUUUCCGACUUCUCGUG
Eriocheir sinensis (Chinese mitten crab) is the source of this 4090-nucleotide messenger RNA. RefSeq lists its product as uncharacterized. Lineage: Eukaryota; Metazoa; Arthropoda; Malacostraca; Decapoda; Varunidae. The record is from RefSeq and is a predicted model, not a curated record. The coding region runs from base 122 to 2767 and encodes 881 amino acids. The transcript has 5 exons.